Messenger RNA from Macadamia integrifolia, 2124 nucleotides. RefSeq names its product glycosyltransferase BC10-like. Gene Ontology annotation, molecular function: glycosyltransferase activity. NCBI's taxonomy places the organism in Eukaryota, Viridiplantae, Streptophyta, Magnoliopsida, Proteales, Proteaceae. Bases 882 to 2093 code for a protein of 403 amino acids. The record is from RefSeq and is a predicted model, not a curated record. Gene Ontology annotation, cellular component: membrane. The transcript is spliced from 2 exons.
ACACAUGGGUUUUACGAUAAUUUGUUAUUUAAUCUCCGCUUUUUUUUCGAUUAAAAUACUGUUAUUCUCUAGCACUUUUGAACACUAUUAGAUCAUUUAAUCAGACUUCGAUUCAAUCUCCAUCUCUAUCUCUCUCUCUCUGUGGAAUCUGGAUUGAACGAGAUUCUUCAUAUGAUCUCUCCUGCUGCUGAAGAUUUCUGAACAAUUCCGUGUCCGAUAAUCGAUUCCGCGUUUAGCUUCCAGCCGAGAGAGCUGUUAAUCCAGAGGUUAAGAAUCGAUACGCUGUUUUGUUCAGUUUGAUCUCCAAGCCUAGGGUUUUUCCCGGUAUUAAGGUAUUUGGAUGUUCAUAUUUUGAUCUACAGGGUUCGAAUAGUUAGUUUUAAUUGUGUCUCUGCAUAAACGUUUUUCUUGUCUGAGACUUUAUGAUUUGAGUAUACUGUUUUUGUAGAAUUGUGUAUUUUGUUGUUUCCAAAAUGAAAAGGGAGUUUCUCAGAUACUGAAGGUGGAGUCUGUGUCAUAGAUUUGUUGGAGGUGAUUCCUGCGGUUAGGUGCUAUGUGAUUUUCCGAGUGGAAUUUGGUAUUCACCUUUUUUAAACCGGUGGGAUUCUGUAUAUAGUUUGGGGUUUGUUCAAUGAUAUUGCACGGAUUACAUGUUGAAGUUUCUCACUUCAUUGAUAAGUCGUGAAUUUCAGUUGAUUUCCAAUAGCGUACCCUUUUGUGAUUACAUUUUGUGCUGUUUGAAAUCUGAUUCCACUUGAUGUGAAGUGUUUAGUUGGCUUGGACGUUGCUGACAUUGUAGCCAAUACGAAAGAAGAAUAUAUUGGUUUGGUUAUAGGUUUUAGGUUUAUGGGUAUAAAUUUUGAAAUAGAUGUGGAAGUGAGAUGAAGGCCAUGCCGAGAAGUAGGGUCGACGAAGAAGAGGUUGACAGGUUUUCGAAUUAUAUGAAUGCAAGCAAGGACUUGUCGAUUGGAAUUGUGAAGCUUGUAUCAUUUUUGGUUAUAUUUGUCGCCGGUGUUGUUCUUGGGUUGGCAGCAAGUGCACAUGUUUCUAGAUACUUUACUUCUUCACACACUGAGCUAUUCUUUCCGCCACAUAACUUUCCGGUCCCUUCCCGUGAGAAAGAAGGCUGCUUACCCGCAAAUAAUUGCGAGGCGGAAGAUUGUUUGAGCACAAAAAGUUUUGUCAAUCCUAGCCAUUUGACACAUAGUAUGACAGAUGAGGAACUAUUUUGGAGGGCUUCAAUGGUGCCAAAGAAAGAUUCUUAUCCAUACAACCGAGUGCCUAAGGUGGCCUUCAUGUUUCUGACAAGGGGACCUCUGCCACUUUUGCCAUUAUGGGAAAAUUUUUUCCAUAGUCAUGAAGGCCUCUUUUCAGUUUAUGUUCAUGCACUGCCAGGGUAUGAGCUUAAUGUUUCGAAGACUUCUGCUUUCUAUCGCCGCCAGAUCCCAAGUCAGGAUGUCCGAUGGGGAACAGCAACAUUGACAGACGGAGAGAGGCGUCUUCUUGCCAAUGCCCUUCUUGACUUCUCAAAUGAGCGGUUCAUUUUGCUUUCUGAGAGUUGCAUUCCGAUAUUUGAUUUCACCACUGUUUAUGAAUACCUUAUUGGCUCAACCAAGAGCUUUGUUGACUCUUAUGAUGAUCCAUCCCGCUAUGGACGUGGUCGUUACAGCCGCCAUAUGUAUCCUGAUAUUAAGCUUGCUCAGUGGAGGAAAGGAUCCCAGUGGUUUGAAAUGAAUCGUUCUCUAGCUGUAAGCAUAAUCUCAGACAGUGACUAUUAUCCUCUCUUCAUCAAAUAUUGUAAGCCUUCUUGCUACCCUGACGAGCAUUAUCUGCCGACUUACAUAAACAUGUUCCAUGGAGAAUUGAAUGCAAACCGGAGUUUGACUUGGGUGGAUUGGUCGAGAGGGGGCCCUCAUCCUGCUAGCUUUGGAAGGUAUGAUAUUACAGAAGGGUUUAUAGAAUCUAUAAGGAAUAACGGAACUUGUUUAUACAAUUCUAAACACAUAUCUGUUUGUUACCUCUUCGCGAGGAAGUUUGCUCCUAGUGCAUUGAUGCCCUUACUUAACAUCAGCUCAACAGUAAUGAAAUUUUGAAUUUUGAUGUUAAAUAUCUUAUUCUUUUCCA